This is a messenger RNA of Mus musculus (house mouse), 3018 nucleotides long. It is a transcript of the gene Csad, whose product is annotated as cysteine sulfinic acid decarboxylase. Bases 923 to 2404 code for a protein of 493 amino acids. Gene Ontology annotation, molecular function: aspartate 1-decarboxylase activity; sulfinoalanine decarboxylase activity; carboxy-lyase activity. NCBI's taxonomy places the organism in Eukaryota, Metazoa, Chordata, Mammalia, Rodentia, Muridae. Gene Ontology annotation, biological process: L-cysteine catabolic process; taurine biosynthetic process. The transcript has 19 exons. Gene Ontology annotation, cellular component: cytoplasm. The record is from RefSeq and is marked validated.
CCUCGCGCGCGGCGCCCCACGGCCUGCGAGCUGCUGUCCGCCCGCUCGCCCGCCCGCUCGACGCUGCCUCCCCGCGGCGCGCGCCUACCUGCCUGGCGCGGCCUCCCGCCGUCUCCUCCGCCGCGCGGCGCCCCCUCCAGGCCCCAGGCACCCCGUGCCAAGCCCGCGGCCGCCGCUCCCCGCGUCGGGACCGAGCUUGGUGAGGUCUGUUUUUCCGGUGCCUGCUGCUGUGGGGUGCAGACCUGCAGACUGAGGUCAGCUGGGAGGAGAGUUGAGCCGUUGCGCAGUCCUGCGGUACACACUAAACCACAAUCUGCAUGUUAACAAGCCUGCUCUGACAAAGGUGGAGACUGGAGAAUCCCCUGGACUUGCUGGAUUCCACCUUAACUGAGAAAAUUAGAGCCCCAGGUUGGGGAAGAGACCUUGCUUCUAAAGGAAUAAGCAGUCCAGGUUCUUACUCUGUAGCUCACACUGGCUUCAAAGUCUCUUACAUUCCUCCUGCCUCACCCUGGAGUAUUGGGUUUCAAACCCAGCAGAUAGUCCAUGAUAGAUACCUAAGUGAGUUCACAUUUUAAGAAUUGUUUCGUAACAAAAGCUGCGUGAGAUGAUCCAGACCUGUAGCCUCAGCUGCCCAGGAGGUUGAAGCAUGAGACUCACCUGAACCCAGGAAUUCACAAGCCAGAACAGCACAGUGAGACUGCCCCAAGGUGGAAAAACAAAAUUAAACAAAUAAAACAAACCCCACCCAGGCAGCAGUUCCUAGUGAAGGUGUGAUUUGAGCUGGGAGGGAGCCGCAGGAGCAUCUGAAACUUAAAAGCUAAUCCUCAGCUACAAGCCCUAUUCUGAAAAGUCCAUUGUGUACCUUGUCACCAGCUCGUCUGAUCCUUCUCUGAGCCCUCCUGAGCUGGAAGAUUUCAUCCUGAUGGCUGACUCAAAACCACUCAGGACCCUGGAUGGGGACCCCGUGGCUGUGGAGGCCUUGCUCCAGGACGUGUUUGGGAUUGUUGUAGAUGAGGCCAUUCUGAAGGGGACCAGUGCCUCUGAGAAGGUCUGCGAAUGGAAGGAGCCUGAAGAACUCAAGCAGCUGCUGGACUUGGAGCUGCAGAGCCAGGGCGAGUCCCGGGAGCAGAUCCUGGAGCGCUGCCGGACUGUGAUUCACUACAGUGUCAAGACUGGUCACCCCCGGUUCUUCAACCAGCUCUUCUCAGGGUUAGAUCCCCAUGCUCUGGCUGGGCGCAUCAUCACGGAGAGCCUCAACACUAGCCAGUACACAUAUGAGAUUGCCCCCGUGUUUGUGCUCAUGGAAGAGGAGGUGCUGAAGAAACUCCGUGCCCUGGUGGGCUGGAACUCUGGGGAUGGGGUCUUCUGUCCUGGUGGCUCCAUCUCCAACAUGUACGCCAUGAACCUGGCCCGCUUUCAGCGCUACCCAGACUGCAAGCAGAGGGGCCUCCGGGCCCUGCCGCCCUUGGCUCUCUUCACUUCAAAGGAGUGUCACUACUCCAUCACCAAGGGAGCUGCUUUUCUGGGACUUGGCACCGACAGUGUCCGAGUGGUCAAGGCUGAUGAGAGAGGGAGGAUGAUCCCUGAGGACCUGGAGAGGCAGAUCAUUCUGGCAGAGGCUGAGGGCUCUGUGCCAUUUCUGGUCAGUGCCACCUCUGGUACCACCGUGCUAGGGGCCUUUGACCCCCUGGAUGCAAUUGCCGAUGUUUGCCAGCGACACGGACUGUGGUUCCAUGUGGAUGCUGCCUGGGGUGGGAGCGUCCUGCUGUCUCGGACACACAGGCAUCUCCUGGAUGGGAUCCAGAGGGCUGACUCUGUGGCCUGGAACCCUCACAAGCUUCUCGCCGCAGGGCUGCAGUGCUCCGCUCUUCUUCUCCGGGACACCUCGAACCUGCUCAAGCGCUGCCAUGGAUCCCAGGCCAGCUACCUCUUCCAGCAAGACAAGUUCUACGAUGUGGCUCUGGACACCGGAGACAAAGUGGUGCAGUGUGGCCGCCGCGUGGACUGUCUGAAGCUAUGGCUCAUGUGGAAGGCACAGGGUGGGCAGGGGUUGGAGCGGCGCAUCGACCAGGCCUUUGCUCUCACCCGGUACUUGGUGGAGGAGAUUAAAAAGCGGGAAGGAUUUGAGUUGGUAAUGGAGCCCGAGUUCGUCAACGUGUGCUUCUGGUUUGUGCCUCCCAGCCUUCGGGGGAAGAAGGAGAGUCCAGAUUACAGCCAAAGGCUGUCUCAGGUGGCCCCUGUGCUCAAGGAGCGCAUGGUGAAGAAGGGGACCAUGAUGAUUGGCUACCAGCCCCAUGGGACCCGGGCCAACUUCUUCCGAAUGGUGGUGGCCAACCCCAUACUGGCCCAGGCCGAUAUAGAUUUCCUUCUGGGCGAGCUGGAGCUCCUGGGCCAGGACCUGUGAGCUGCUUCUGCUCUCUGCCCCACCCAAGCUCUGCGUAGUCUCCUGGGUUCUCAAAAUCGACCUUUCUAGGAAACAGUGGCCUUGACUGUGUGUGCUCCCACACACUCACUCUCCCAGCUAAGUAUUGGCUGUCAGGAAGGUGUCUAAACACACUACAGUAUGUUCUUACGAAAUAUGCUUUUAUUAAGUUGGGCACAGGGGCACACACCUUUACUACCAGCAUUGGGGGGACAGAAGCAGCCAGUUUGAGGCCAGCCUGGACUACAGAGCUGGGCUACACAGAGAAACUGUCUCAAAAAGAAAAAAAGAAAAGAAAAAAAGAAAUAUUUUUCAUUAAAAUUAUGUUUAUAAAGAAUUUUUAUUAAUAUGAGAGAAAUGGUACAAUGUAUUGAAAAGCUGGAUAUGAGUUUAUGAAUCACAGUAUCUGAGUUAGGCUAAAAAUCACAUAGGAAAAGGCUGUCGGUGGAACUGUGCCAAAGGUCAGCAGUUUUCCCUGGAACGGGAUAUUAGGUUAUUCCCAAAUCAACCUCUCAGACCUUUUGUGCUUCCCCAUUUUAUUGUGUAACAACAUCACAUACUUCUGAAAUAGGACAAUAAAGCUGCGGUUUCCAUUA